CGCAUUGAGAGACUGGACCUCGCCAGUCCAACCCGACCCAAACACGUAUAAGCGCCGCACCACGUUCUAGGGUUAGGGUUUAUAUAACGUGGAAGGGGUUUUUUCCGUCGUUCUUCUUUUUCGCGUCUGCUUGCUAUACCUCUGCGCCGGCGGGAGCUCUCAUUUUCUUCCAGAAAAUGGCGGAUACGAAGGCGGUCACGAUCAGAACCAGGAAGUUCAUGACCAACCGGCUUCUCUCCAGGAAGCAAUUCGUCAUUGAUGUCCUUCAUCCUGGAAGGGCUAAUGUUUCUAAGGCGGAAUUGAAGGAGAAAUUGGGUAACCUGUACGAGGUGAAGGAUCCGAACUCGAUUUUUGUGUUCAAGUUCCGGACGCACUUCGGAGGCGGCAAGUCCACUGGCUUUGGUCUCAUCUAUGACAACGUUGAGGCCGCCAAGAAGUAUGAGCCCAAGUACCGGCUCAUCAGGAAUGGGCUUGCCACGAAGGUUGAAAAGUCACGCAAGCAGAUGAAGGAAAGAAAGAAUCGGGCAAAGAAGAUCCGUGGAGUGAAGAAGACGAAGGCUGGAGACGCUGCCAAGGCUGGGAAGAAGAAAUGAACCAAGGCAACAAAUUGUUUCUGUCUUUUUCUUCAAUUUUGGCUCAUGCUGCUUGAUGGAUAUCACAUUCAGCUUUGCUUGAUUCAGUUUCAUAUGUUUUUCUGAAUUUGAGUUUAGUAACUAGACGUUCCAACAUUCAGUGCUCCUUGCAAUUCAGUUCUUUUAGAUCCUUAUA
This is a messenger RNA of Phoenix dactylifera (date palm), 768 nucleotides long. RefSeq names its product small ribosomal subunit protein eS24z-like. The record is from RefSeq and is a predicted model, not a curated record. Gene Ontology annotation, biological process: translation. Lineage: Eukaryota; Viridiplantae; Streptophyta; Magnoliopsida; Arecales; Arecaceae. Gene Ontology annotation, molecular function: structural constituent of ribosome. Gene Ontology annotation, cellular component: ribosome.